UAUUGCAUAUGUGGACUUUUGUUUCUGUGCGUGGAGCUUUUUGUCAGAAACUUUUAUAGUAAUACUGUUGCUGUUACAUUACAACGCUAUCGUGCUUUGAAAUGGCGCUGUCUCCAUCAUGACAAGUAUUUGGUGUUGAUUGGCAAAAAGUAAACCUACUGGUGAAUCUUCGGGUUCCCGCUACUUCACUGACAUCAUCAUUUCUUCGUGGAGAGUUCAUUUUCCCUCAUGACGCGUUAUAUAUUUUAUGAUGGUCAUAUUUUAAGUGGGCGACAACGCAUGAUAUUCAUGAUGCUUAGUGCUGUCAGUUUCCGUUUUACCCGGCAAUUUUAUUUCUUGACGAUUUUCUUUGGACGUUGGAUUAUCGAAAAACACGAUCCUUUUUCUAAUAGAAAAUAAUAAUACAUGUUUUUUAUUGUUUUUUUCAAUUAUUACCGACACAUUUUUUUUCUUCCAUUAGCACUUGUGCUCUGUGUAUUCUUUUACAGUGAGAUGAGCUAUAUGUAUAUGGAACUUUACUCUUAAUUUUCUUCAAACAAAAUAAAGUAUACCUACAGAAAGAGGCGACAUUGACGUCAUAAAUAUUAUCGCUCCAUUUGGUCGCAAGAAUGUUUUCGCAACCUCGUGUGACCAAUAGUGCAUCUACAAUUCCCCAAGAGUUUUCGUCGACAGCCGGACAAAGGGUUGAGGGUAACAUGAGAGGCUUUAAAUACGUUAUUCCAAAAGACAUUAUUGCUACAAGGUCGAAGAUUUCGAAAUCUGGAAAGCGGUCAUCGAGAAGAAGAGACAUUUAAAAAUGUCCGUGUUAGUAAAAAACACCAUUUUUCAGCUUUUAGGCAUUAUCUGCCAUCAUUGGCUUGAUAUUUCUCUUUGUUACUUCUGAUUUCAUCAGUUCAUAGCAAAAUAGUGAGUUAAUAGAUACCUGUUGCCCAUUAAAAAAUAAUGUGCUCAUAUAGUUUUGUUCUGCAAGAAAUGCAAAAGCCCAACAUUUUUCUCUACAAACUUGUUUCUUUUUCAGUAUCCUCUUUCUUGAUUUGGAAAUGACAAAUAGAGUUACCCUUAUUUGUAAGAUCCUUACUUUCAGGCUGGUAUGCCAAGACGACCUCUCGGCUCACCAAAUAGGUAUAUGUUUUUUCUAAGUGGGUGCCUUUUUUUUUUGGUGUUAGUUUUGCAUAAAUAAGGAUACCCGUGUAAAUUAUAUUGCCUAAAAACAGGCAAAGUGUUAAUAAUGAUGCCAAUCAUAAAGUGAAAAGACAGCGAACGAUACGUUUGAUAAUAUCAUAAAAAGAACAUUUGUUUCUAUAAAGCAGUGCGCCUUGACAAAGAGGUUUCACUCAACGAUACGGAAAGUAUAACUGAUGACAUCAGUUAUCGAUCAAUAGACACCUCUGUUGUAUUCAAGAGCUUAAUUGAUUUCUAUUUUUUGAGUGUGAGGAAAUCGCUCCUCCCAAUGGGGGAUAACUGUGGACAGUUCUAGUGACGUAGUCAAUUCACUUAAUGUUUGUAUCGAGCAAGCGGCGGUGCAGUGUCUAGAUCACAAAAUAAGGAAAAAAAUACAACAAGACACAUACACUAUUCAUCACUUUGAAACCUUGGGAUAAGUACUUGUACACACAUCGCUGUAAUUAACUUUUACCACUUCCACAAUUCCUUCUGCGUGUCACUUGAUACUUCUAUGAAGCGCAGAUGUCCGGCUCAUUUUUUUUGAAUGCCGUUAUCAAUGUUUCUUGCCCUACUGAGUAAUGCAGUUGGAAGGUUUCUAAGCGCGUAAACCUCAAGUGACCAAUCCCAAACAUCGCAAGUAUGUUUUUUAAGAUCGCACUUAGUGGCGCAAACACUAACGCGGGUCAUGGGGAUCUUAAGAAAUAUUUGUGGAACAUGCUGCCAUAUGAGGCUUUGUGUAAGCGCAUUGUAAGGGACGUUCCCGAUGCCAGUCGAAUAUCAAGAUAGUCGUUACAUUCGUGGGAUAAGAAUACUUUUCAAUAGCAAGUCUCUCCCCUAGAGGGCAUCCCAAAGGGCUGGGAGCCCUAAAAUCCUUCUAUCCCAUAACAGGGGGUCGAAUUUUGAUUUCAUUAUGGACCACGCUGUCUCUAAAAUUAAUGACCUGACAUACAAUAAAUUUUAUUUCCAGAUGGUACUCCUUAUUCGCCGAGAUAAAUUGUGCGAGUUCCUGUGUUGAUUAAUCUUUUUCAGGCCCUUUGUAAGUUUGCCGUAUUCCAAUAGAAUAUUUGAGCGGCUGGUUUGAAUGCUUCAACUCAGUUCAAUUGUGGUCAUACGUAUUUCCCAAAAGGAUCGCAUCAUCGAGCAAAUAAAGUUUUGGAUACAACUUUAUUUGAUUUAUAGAGCGCUAGAGUCUUUUUUUAGACUACAAAGUAUCAUUACACUAUGCUUCACGCAACAGCAUACACUUUUUUUGAGGGCACCAGCCUUAGCUUAUCCACUAAAACCGUGAGCCCAUGCUUUACUCCCAGAAUAUCAGCUUCCGAAAAAAGCUAAUUUUUCAUUUGCUGUAGUAAGCUAGAUAAAAACUUUAAAUCACUUCAUGGGAAUGACAUACUUCGUGUCUCCAUAAAUGGCUCUCAAUUCAUGAAAUCUAUAUUCAUCAAGUGCCUUGUAACGGACAAUUGGAUGCCCAAGUGGAUCAGGUAGAUGCAAAACUACUUGGCAUACACUUUGUAAUAUAUGGUAACUCAAGAGGUUUGGGCUGCGAUUUGUUGUAAAUGGGAAGCCUUCUACUCAAGCGCCUGCUUUUUCUUAAGGUUUAGCCUUUGUAUUUUUUCAGUCCAAUUCAGCGGCCGACCGUACUUGAAUUAAUAAAAAAAGAAAUUGGAAUGAACCUUAUUAUGUAAGAGACCGUCUUUAUUAUUCUUACAUAUUACUAGUCGAUAAGAUGAAACAUUUUGUCCCUUAUAUGGAAUGUUAGUUAAGUAUUGUAUCGCAUUAGGAAAUCAGAUUCUUCUUUACCCAUUUGAUCUAUAACCUUCAACUUGAAAGUAAAUUAUUUCCCUUUUGGAAGUGGCGUGUGACGCUUUUUUUCAGAAUAGACCUGUGUUUGUUUUUCUUGCUUCAAUUAAAUGAUAAACAGUGCUGACAUGGACAGCAUGUGGCUCCAGAAAAGCAUUACUUUACCGGAUCCUUUGCCAAAUGAUAACGGCAUUUCGCCUGGAAAGGAGGAACAAGCACCACAGAUGGCUUCGCUUGUAGAGAGUGGCACGACUUUGGCUGAGCAGAAAAUGAGCGCACCGACGCAACAUUUCACUGGAAAGAACACACAAACAGAAGCAGAGUUAACAAAGAUGACACUAAACACUAUUUCACUUAUGGACAGUACUCAGAGAUCAUCCACAGCCCGGCAUUCCGUGCGCGUGUCUCUCUCCAACAUCGCAUGCAUCACAGCCCAGGAGUACGACAAACUGCGUUCACUGUACAGUCAGGCGAAGCGGGAGCUUCUCAAGUUGGCUGAUGUUCAGAGAGACUUGGAGUACGCUCGUUUUGAGUUGAAUCGGACACAGGAGGAACUAAAACUAGCGCGUACAAGCAAUGAAAUUCAUAGAAAGGAGCUUGAAGAUGCUUUGGAUCGUGCAGAAAAGGAACAUCGCGCGAGGCUUAUGGCAGAAUCCAAGGCUAACGACGAGCGAACCGUAUUUGAGAAAGAAGUUGACUUUCUUAAGAGGCGCAUCGAGGAUCUACGGCAGGACAAUUGUAAGAGAUUGGAUGAGUUGAGCCAACAGCAUGAAUUCGAAGGUCAGAACUGUCUUCAGACGAUGAGUAGUGAAUUGGAAGGAGCGGUCGCCGAGAUCGAGAAUAUGUCCCAAGAGAUUUCAGCACUGCAGCAGGAUAAAGAAAAUUUAGAAAAGCAAUAUGGAGAUACAUUGAGCAAAUUACAGAAGGCCUACCAAGAUAUUGAUGAUUGGCGAAAGAAGUCUGAGGCCGCCACCACUCGUUUUUCUGAGCUUGAGAAGCAACAUCAAGAGCAUAUUAAACGUAUUAAAGCGGAGCAUGAGGAGGCGAUGCAAGCCCAACAUAUCCUCACUAACGAGCGUAUGGAGGAGAUAACGACAGCCAAAAAUGGCUACAUUAAAGAGCUUGAAGAUGAUUUGCAACGGUCGAAGGAAAAACUGCGUGUACUCACCGAUGAUGUCGCCGCUUUGCGCCACACCAACUCAAAGCUAUCAGAGGAGAUGGAGCAGAUUUCCAUGGACCAUGCUAAGGAACUGCACCGUAUUGCAGAGGAGCAUCGUCUGGCCUUAAGUGAUAAGGAGCAUCAGAUGGAGUCUGCUGUGCGUGCAGCUAAAGGAAGCCGUAUUGCCGCAGCGGAGGAGAAUCUAUCCCUACAACGGCAGCUUUCCAAAGUCUCAGAGGAGCUUUCAACUAUUUCAGUGGUCCUAACCCAGCGCGAAAAGCAGCUUUUGGAAACCGAAAAACUGCUUAGCACAACGAAAGCGAGAGAGCUAGAGCUUGAGCACGAAAUCAAUCGUUUAACCAGAGAUGGAGAGGUACACUGUACUGCUGCUGUGGAGGCAAAUGAACGCAUUCUAAGGCUCAACGAGCAAAAGGACAUCAUGGAGGAGGGGUACUCAACUGAUCUGCGUGCAGCCAAGGAACGAAUCUACUCACUUGAGGAGUCGCUGAUGUCAUGUCGUGAGGAGCUGUCUGUGCUUCGCAAAGAGCAUAUGAAGUCCACUGAUGACGAUCGGGCCGUUGUGCGACAGCUACGCCUAGAGUUGACAGCCGCAACGGCUGACCGAGAUCGCUUUUACCAGGAGAUACAAGCCAAGCAGCAUGAAGAAGGGGAGCUGCGACAAAAAUAUUUGAGCGAAUGCCAAAGGUCGGAUAACCUCAACGUGGAGUUAGCUGCAGCUAUUCAUCGCUGCUCAUUAUUGGAGAAACGUUUGGAGGUAGAACUCCGACGGCGGGUCUCUGGGAUAAGGUCCACCACACCCAUCAAUAAAUCUCAGAGUAGUCACUGUCAAUCCAAGCUUCGUAGCGCAUCCUCAGUAAACAUCCCAUCACCAGAUUCCCGCUCGAUGAAGCGUUCUCGUACCGAGGAUGCGCGAGUAUUUGCUAUCAGUGGAUUUGAUGGGAAUGAUCUUUUUCUUUCCAUUAAGCAGCUACCUAAUGUCGCAAUUGCAGAGUGCAAAUCCAACAUGCCAGUUCCUUCAAAUCUCACGCAUCUGAUCACGAAUGGGCAACUCACUAUUAAGUUACUCACCGCACUCGUUCGAGGGUGCUGGGUUCUACCGGUGUCGUAUGUUGUAGAGUCUCUCAACCAACGAAUGUGGCUUAAUGAGAACGAUUUUGGGUUUCAACAUGAAUUUCCUCCAUUGCUUAAAAAACAGGUCUUUUGCACGAAUUUAUUUGUUGCGUGCAAACACUACAGUACCGCGGCGCUACUGCUGUCAGAAGGCGGCGCAAUCACCGUGGACAGCGCCGAGAACGCUGACAUUGUGCUUUGCACGAAUGAUGAGCUUUCACGAUUUGAACGUGGCAUGAACUGGGAAAAAAUGGUUGAGGUGAUAUAUCCUGUCCGCAUCGAGUAA
This is a messenger RNA of Phytomonas sp. EM1, 5540 nucleotides long. Lineage: Eukaryota; Euglenozoa; Kinetoplastea; Trypanosomatida; Trypanosomatidae. The record is from the annotation of a GenBank genome assembly.